Molecule: messenger RNA, 2318 nt
Organism: Amoebophrya sp. A120
Lineage: Eukaryota; Dinophyceae; Syndiniales; Amoebophryaceae
Source: the annotation of a GenBank genome assembly
UCUGCUCGAGAUCCAGGCACGAAGAAUCGCAGUCGCGGCUUGAUAGAAGAUAGAGUAGCCACUACGUCGGCGUCGUAUACAAUUAGUUGCCCAGUUGUUUCUCUACCAAUUCCAAUUUCCCAGCAUGUUUCCAUUCCCUACGCACAUCGAGCUCCGCGUCCGAAAGGUUUCGCUGACCCCCCACGCGAUCGAAGUCGGCCGGCAGAGCACCAACUUUCUGCGCCGUGCCCUGGAGCCCGGGAGGAACGAGAGCUGCGCCUGUGUCCUGUUUCGCGAUGGGCUUGACACCGCACAACACCCCGCGUCGGCGGAGAACACGACGGAUUUCAGCCCACUGGAGCGCGUCGUCGGUUUGUUUCACGACAGGGGGAACAACCACAAAACAGGUGUGGCCCACACAUCAACUACCGGCCAUCAUGGCGAACAACAUCAAGACGGCACCAACCACGGCGAGGCCUGUUUUUGUGCGGAGUGGGACGAUAUCCUUUGCAAAAGUAUCGUACUCGUAUAAAUGCAUUACAAAUUUUCUCAGCAUGAGAAAUAAAAUUUGUAAUGCUGAUUUGCCUUGACAAAGAAAUGCAAGACCUGCAUUUAUACGAGUGCGAUACUUUUGCACAGGAUAGACGAGAGCAGCAGUGGCGGCGCCCGCGUGAUUCCGAUCAGAGGGCAGAAAACUGGCAGCGCAUCCUCGACCUACUUCUCCGCGUCUACUUCAUCUUCUUCGAGUGCAAGCAAGAUGUCCCGCACCGCCGUGAUUGGCGUGAUGGGCUCUGCGGGAACCUUGCUCGCUUCCACGCAGUUGCUGUUUCUCCACGACGCAACGCUGCGCUUCAUCACGAGUCCCCGCCCGUUGUUCCUGCAAAACGGCACAGCCGCCGGCAGUAUCGAGUGCGCCGUCACAUUGUUGCCGCCUCUCUCCUGUCUUCCGCCACUUUCGUUCGCGGAGGAGCAGCAGCUCGAACUGGAAAUCCUGCAAGGUACCAGCGGGGUACCAAAGCCAGCGGUUCGAGGCGCACGUCGAGGACAACAAGGUGGGAACAACUACAGCCCUGACGGAGAGCAGUACGCCGGCGGAGGUUCUUAUCCGGUCAACUAUAACGACGAUGACUAUGACGACCACGACGCGGUGGAACAAGACGAACAAGACGCAUUCUUUCGGCAAAAUUCGCAAAAAUCCACCUUAUCCGCGCGAGAACAACAAUAUCCCUCCCUGCCGUCAAAGCUGCUCCAGUUUGACCUCGAACCACCGUCGGGUGACGAACACGAUUGUCAGCUGUGCUUCUCCACCGGUUUCGUACCCUGCACGAAGUGCCAGGCCUGCGGCUACCUGGUGUGCACGGUCUGCGACGGCCGGGGUGUGUUAUCAACUGCAAAAGUAUCGUACUCGUACUAAUUGCAUUUAUGCAUUACAAAUCUUUUUCUCAAGGUAAAUCAGCAUUACAAAUUUAAUGCUGAGGAAAUUUGUAAUGCAAUUUAUACUAGUUGUGCGAUACUUUUGCACAGGAUACGUGUUUGCCUGCGAAAACUGCGACAACCGGGGAUACCUCCAGGAGGACGCCGCGGCGAUUGCCCCCAACUACCACGCCGUGCAAGCGGGCGGCGGUUCUUCCGGUGCGGGGGCGGGGGGGGCCCAGGCAGCUUCCGAUAGUAGCGUGUGUGCGGUCUGCGUGGUGGCGCGGCUGGGGCGGCGGUGGUGCGAGGACUGUUGGGGGGAGGCGAAGGCGUGCGCAAACUGCGUCGGAUAUCCCAGGGAAAAAAGCUGGCAGGGCAUAUCUGUAGUGCAAAUAAAAUAAAUACACACAAAAAUUUGCCAUGGGUGGCCCCAUAGCAUGCUGCUUCGGAUAUGCAAUACAGAUUUUUUUGCGUAUUUAUUUUUGCAUUACAGAUAUGCCCUGCCAGCUUUUUUCUGUGUGAUAUCGGACUGGGAAAAAUUCGGUGUCCUACAUGCUCCGGGACCACGAGAGCACGGUGUCCCCGAUGCUACGGGCUCGUGAAAAACGACGCGGAUUUGAAGAACAAAAAUAGCAUGGUCGAUCCGGUCACGGGCGAGCAUUAUCUGCCGACGUAGGUGUGGGGGCUUUAGUUGCAACUGCAAGAUGAAGUGAUUCCACAUUAGCAGUGCCACUUCACUACUUGGCACGACUUUAUUCAGAGUUUACAGAAGUUGUACAAUGUCGAUGAACUACUGUUGGUGUUGCAUCGAUAACAACACGAGCGUGAGUUUCUCGUUUGUUGUAACGAACCAAGUUCAUCAUCGCCCAAAAAUCACGAAAGGUUGACUUGUUUCGAAAGCAGUGAAGAUGUGCGAAAGAUUACAU